Messenger RNA from Cyprinodon tularosa, 1672 nucleotides. RefSeq lists its product as uncharacterized. The transcript has a single exon. Gene Ontology annotation, molecular function: G protein-coupled receptor activity. Gene Ontology annotation, biological process: G protein-coupled receptor signaling pathway. Gene Ontology annotation, cellular component: membrane. Bases 50 to 1111 code for a protein of 353 amino acids. Lineage: Eukaryota; Metazoa; Chordata; Actinopteri; Cyprinodontiformes; Cyprinodontidae. The record is from RefSeq and is a predicted model, not a curated record.
CUUUUUUUCCCCAACCAGACACCACAGUCAGCACAUAUACGCUGGGAGGAUGAACGACUCACAUCAACCUAUUUUGUUUUCGGAAGAAAUGGCCCCAGAGGAAUUCGAUGGUGGAAUAGUGGUGGCGUGUUUGAUCCUGGGUCUGUCCUUUUUGGUUGGCGCUCCGGGCAAUUUGCUUGUGAUCUGGACCAUCCUGAGGCAUGUGAAGCAGCGCUCGCACACGGUGGUUCUCAUCUUGCACCUAGCCGCUGCAGAUUUAGUGGUCCUCAUUACCCUCCCUCUCUGGAUCUACUCCCUGGCUAAGUCCUGGGUCUUUGGACUGACAUGCUGCAAAGCCAUGGUGUUUAUGAUCACUGCCUGCAUGUACAGCAGCGUUUUCCUCAUCACGCUCAUGAGUGUGGAACGUUUCGUCGCUGUGCGUUAUCCAUUUACUUCUGCAGUUUGGAAAAGGAAAAAAGCGCUGAAUAAAGUCCUGCUUGCUCUUUGGUUGGCUGCGUUCCUUUUCAGCAUACCCAUCAUUCCUACUCAGAUUCUUGAGGAGCACGAAGGUACGGCACACUGCCUGUAUCGUGAGUAUACUUCUGACACUCAGGAGCUAGUGUGUCUGCUGCUGGAGACGGUGGUGGGCUACCUGCUGCCAUUCACAAUCCUCCUGGUCUGUUAUGGGUGCUUGUGCAGCCGCAUCACUCAGAUGACCUUUAGGUCCAAACGAAAGUCCACUGUCCUGAUUGCAAGCGUGGUAGUUGGAUUUGCCAUUUGUUGGACACCACAUCAAAUAGGAAACAUCAUCUCCAUCAUCAUCCUGGCCAUUGAAGGCUCAUCCAUGAAAACAGCAGAGAACCUGGAAAGUGUUCGACAAACCAUGACUUUCAUAGCAGGAGCCAUGGUCUUCAUCAGCAGCAGCAUUAAUCCUGUCCUCUACAUGUUUGCGGCCCGCUCCUUCAGGGAGUCGCUGCGUGACACUGGCAUCCAGAAGCUCUUCCGCCACAUCUCCAGCACCUCCCCGGGUGAGGGGACCAGAGAGGUGUCCUUUGUAUCCAGGAGACAAAGCAAUCAGACCACAAGCUCUCAGUGUGAGACUAAAUCAAAAGAUCAAAUGGAUAUGUAUUGAAAUUGAGACGUCCUCUCACACUGAAAAGUGUUAUAUAUGUCUGUGUGUUGCUGUUUGUAAUGCACUAUUUUACUGAAAGAAAUCUGUUCUAAAUGAAACCUCAACUGCUUCAGAACAAAACUGAUAUAUAUGAUGUCUGCUAUCUCUUAUCAUGUGCAUUUUACAUUUUUUCUGUUAAUUUAUUUAUGAAUCUUUAUGUAUCAUAUAUUCUUUAUCCCUUGUAAAAUGCUUUUUACUAUUAUGAGCGUUACAUUUAUGUUAGUCAAAACAAUUUUUAAUAAAGCCUUGUUUUUCAAAUGAGGUGUUUGUAAUUGUUUCAUUUCAUGUUACUGGAAAAAGAAAAAAAACUGCUACUUAACUUCUGAGAAACAACAUUGACUAAAAGUGGUACUUUUGUUUGUUAAUCCUGUGGUUGCCAUUGAUACAAAAUAACUUCAUGUUUGAACUGCACUGAAAUGAGUAAGGUCGGUAACUGCGACCUAUCAGUGUAAGCAUCUUGUGUCACAAUGGGAAUUGCUCACUUUAUGCUUUAGCUUUUAUUUGUUAAAAAAAUAUAAUAAA